AUGGGGGAGCCUUCUCGAGACCCUGCAGCCUAUGAGGUGCCCAAAGCCAAAGGUUCGACACAUCUCGGGGCAGCAUCGGUCACUGUGAGGAUGUCAGAGAAAGAGUGGAGCGACAAGCUUCGGACGAAUGUGUUCAAGGUUCUUCGGAAAAAGGCCACAGAGCCUGGGCACCGCAUCAAGUUUCCUCAAGGCUUUGAUGAUCACAAUGACUCUGGUAUCUAUAUUUGUGCGGGAUGCUUCGCUGCCGGCCAGCAGGUCCCAUUGUAUACGAGCAGCAUGAAGUUUGACUGCGGAUGCGGCUGGCCUGGCUUCUGGACGAAUGUCCAGGGCGCUGUCUAUGAGCAAAGAGAUGCAGAUGGCCGCAGAUGUGAGAUCCUCUGCUCCAAGUGUGAAGGCCACAUGGGGCACGUCUUUCGCGGUGAGGGCUUCGGGUAUUGUACGGACGAGCGGCAUUGCGUCAAUUCCCUGAGCCUGGUGUUCCUGCCGGCUAAAGGCGGCGAGGCAGUUGCGCCGUCAUACACAGGUCCAGUGUUUGGGUAG
This is a messenger RNA of Symbiodinium pilosum, 540 nucleotides long. Lineage: Eukaryota; Dinophyceae; Suessiales; Symbiodiniaceae. The record is from the annotation of a GenBank genome assembly.